Molecule: messenger RNA, 519 nt
Organism: Fusarium graminearum PH-1
Lineage: Eukaryota; Fungi; Ascomycota; Sordariomycetes; Hypocreales; Nectriaceae
Exons: 2
Coding region: 1-519 (172 amino acids)
Source: RefSeq, a predicted model, not a curated record
AUGGCAGUCCACAGACAUCAUCAUCAUUCAACACCAACAUCGUCAAAGCAUCAUCAGAGAAGACAUCUCUUUGUAUACACAAGCAUGGAUCAUCAACAACUCGAACCUCCUCUUCCCGUUGUGUACAGCAACAAAAUCGUCUUCCGACAUUCGUUCUUGAAAUGGGUCAUCAACGAAGCCUUCAGUGGCAACCCCAGCUCUUUCAACGUGAUCGUUCAAAAGCCAUGCGAACAUUGGUUAGCGGAGAAUUUCAUAGACGAGUCUGUCACUGGCUGUCAAAUGAUAUGCAUCGACAAGCCUAAGCUAUACGAUAUAGCUGCUGAGCACUGGGACAACAACAUUUUGGCCCCUUUCGACUUUCGCAGAAAAAGGCUGUCUCACAACUGCUUCGCGCCUUCUGACACACCUGAUCCAGUCAUAAUCCUUGCUUAUCGCUGGAUCUCAAACUCUGAUUGUCCUUGGCUAUGGGGUCAAUACAAUGAAUUCAAUGACUGUCUCCUCGUAUAUUGGUCCUUCUAA